AUGGUCCCCGAGCUCGUCGCCAUGCCCCCGCCGCCCCCCGCCGACGCCGAGGUCGCCGAGGCCAAGGCCCCGGAGAGCGGCGACGACGACGACGGCGAGGCGCUGAGCGACAGCGAGAGCGACAUGCCCAACCUCGUGUCGGCGUCGUCCGGGUCGUCGAGCGAGGACGACGACGAGGGCCCCGGGCCGGCGGCCUUCGCGGAGAUGCGCCCCCCGCGCGACUCCGACUCGGAGUCCGACGACGACGGCGGCGAGGGCCAGCGCUUCGUGCGCAUCGGGCGCCACGUGCUGCUCUUGGGCGACGAGGGCGGCGGCGACGAGGGCCUGGGCGGGCGGCCCGUGCGCCUGCGGACGGCGCUCGCGCUCGUGCGCCACAUGAUGCUCGCGAACCGGGGCUCGGAGACGCUCGAGGCCAUGGUCGACAUGCUCGUGAGGGAGCGGUCGGUGUCUUCCCCGCCGGUCGUCGCCGCGUUCCGCGCCGUCGACCGCGCGGCGUUCCUGCCCGCGGCCGUGCGCGACGAGGCCUACGUGAACAUGCCCGUGCGCCACGGCCUCGUGCACCAGAGCUCGCCGUCGGUCUACGGGUCCGCGCUCGAGGCCUUGGAUCUGAAACCGGGCCUCUCGUUCCUCAACGUGGGGAGCGGCACGGGCUACUUCUCGGCGCUGGCGGCGCAGCUGCUGGGCCCCGACGCCGUCCACGUGGGCCUCGAGCGCCACGCGGACCUCGUCCGCCACGCGCGGGAGCGCUGCGCGGCCGCGGGCGUCGUAGGGGUCUGCUUCGAGGUCGGCGACGUCUACGACCUCGACGCGGCCGCGUGCCCCAGGUUCGACCGCAUCUACGUCGGCGCGGGCGCGCGGCGCGACGCGCGGGAUCUCCUGUUCCGGCUCCUGCGGCCCGGCGGCGUCGUCGUGGGGCCCUUCGAGACGUCGGGCGGCUCGCCGCGGUCCGAUUCGCAGAAGCUGCUGCGCGCGACGUGCCGCGGCGGCGGCGCCUUCGCGCUCGCCUACACGACGGCCGUGUCCUUCGCCUGGCUCCACCGCGAGCCGCGGCGCUUCCGGCGGCCGGCGCCCCUGGCGCUCCGGGGGCCGCCGUGGGACGCGCGGCGCCGCGCGUUCCCGCCGUCGUUCCGCCGCGCCGUCGGCCGCCUCGGCGCGGACCUCGCGCGGGACCCGGGCAAGCCGGCGUCGUCCGUGCCCUGGGCCGACGUCUGGGAGGACCUGAUCCUGGCGCACCUGCCCUUCCACGCCUUCGACGCGCCCGCGCCGCCGGCGCCGUGCGCCGCGUGCGGCGCGCCCGCGGCCGCCGCGUGCCUCUGCGGGGGCGUCGCCUACUGCUCGCGCGCCUGCGCAUUGGGCGCCUUCCCGGCCCACGCCGCGACCUGCGCCGCGCGGCCCGAAACGGCCCGCGGCGACGACGCGGACGACGCGUCGACGGCGGACGCGUCGCGCGCGGCGACGCCGCCGCCGCCGCCCGGCGGCGCGCCGCCGCCGGACCCCGACGACGACGACGACGACGACGACGACGACGACAUCGCGGCGCUCUCCGCGCGGCUCCAGGACGCGCUCGACGGCGGCGGCCGCGACUCCGACGACGGCGCGGAGGCGCGCGAGGCCGCGUUCCUGUCCUGGUGGUGGUGGGAGGACGGCGCCGAGGAGCUCGAGGAGGCGCGCCGGAAGCGCGCCUACGCGCGGGACCGCCGCUACCGCCGGCUCCCCGUGCGCCGCGCGGACCCGGCCGACGACGCCGGCGACGCCGCCGGCGACGCCGCGGACGCCGCGGGCGACGAGACCGCCCGCCUCGCCGCCGCCGCGGCCUCCCAGGCCCGCUACGACCGCGGCGACGGCGGCGACGACGACGCGUCGUCCGCGGCCGACUCCAUGCCGGGCCUCGCGGGCUCGUCGUCGUCCUCCGACGACUCCGACGACUCGGGCGUCGACAUGUGA
Aureococcus anophagefferens is the source of this 1944-nucleotide messenger RNA. RefSeq lists its product as hypothetical. Gene Ontology annotation, biological process: protein modification process. Bases 1 to 1944 code for a protein of 647 amino acids. The transcript has a single exon. NCBI's taxonomy places the organism in Eukaryota, Pelagophyceae, Pelagomonadales, Pelagomonadaceae. Gene Ontology annotation, molecular function: protein-L-isoaspartate (D-aspartate) O-methyltransferase activity. Gene Ontology annotation, cellular component: cytoplasm. The record is from RefSeq and is a predicted model, not a curated record.